AUCCCCAAUGGCUUCGUUCCCCGAGUCGGAUUUCCAGAUCUGCCCGCUGUGCAAGGAGAUGUGCGGCUCGCCGGCUCCGGUCUCGUCCAAUUCGUCCACCUCGUCGUCGUCCUCGCAGACUUCCACCUCGUCUGGAGGAGGAGGGGGUGGUGGUGGAGGAGGAGGAGGGGGUGGAGGAGGCGGCGGCGGCGGGGGGUCUUCGUCGUCCUCCUCGUGCGCCCCGUCGAGGCGCCUGCACGUCCUGCCCUGCCUGCACGCCUUCUGCCGCCAGUGCCUGGAGGCGCAGCGCCACCCUGCCGCGGGGGACUCUCUCAAGCUGCGCUGCCCCAUCUGCGACCAGAAGGUGGUGAUCUCGGAGCCGUCGGGCAUGGACGCGCUGCCCUCUUCCAACUUCCUCCUCAGCAACCUGCUCGACGUGGUCGUCGUGGCGGCCGCCGCCGAGGACCAGAAGAACAACGGGCGCCCCGGCGGACCCGGCGUAGGGAGCAACAGCAGCACCAACAACCGGCACCACCACCACCCUCGACUGCAGCCGGCACCUCAGCAGCAGCAGCAGCAGCAACACCGCGCCUCAGCCGGCGGCGGCUCGUCGCCGGGCUCCGUAGCCGGCUCGGCGUCGUCUGGGGGCGGCGGCGGCGGCUCGUCGCUGCUGCUCCGACGGCCGCACAGCCGGCAGGGCGAGCCUCGCUGCAGCUCGUGCGACGAAGGCAACGCCGCCAGCUCGCGCUGCCUCGACUGCCAGGAGCACCUGUGCGACAACUGCGUGCGCGCCCACCAGCGCGUCCGCCUCACCAAGGACCACUUCAUCGAGCGCUUCGGCCCGGGCCCGCCCGCCUCCACCGGCGCUGGGCCCGCCUCGGCGGCCGCGCAGCUCGCCCUCAGCCAGCCCUACUCCGCCGCGCCUUACACCAUCCUCUCCUCCGUCUUCUCCGACCGGGUCAACUACUGCCAGCACCACGACGACGAGGUGCUGCACUUCUACUGUGACACUUGCUCUGUCCCCAUCUGCCGGGAAUGCAGCAUGGGACGUCAUGUGGGCCACAGUUUUAUCUACCUCCAAGAUGCUCUGCAGGACUCCAGAACUCUUACCAUCCAGCUACUAGCCGAUGCUCAACAGGGUCGCCAGGCCAUUCAGCUCAGCAUUGAGCAGGCCCAAGCUGUAGCAGAACAAGUUGAGAUGAAGGCAAAAAUGGUACAAUCUGAAGUGAAAGCAGUGACAUCUAGACACAAGAAGGCCCUAGAAGAAAGGGAGUGUGAGCUGCUAUGGAAGGUGGAGAAAAUCCGCCAAGUGAAAGCCAAGUCCCUCUACCUGCAGGUUGAGAAACUGCGCCAGAAUCUAAACAAGUUGGACAACACCAUCAGCGCAGUGCAGCAGGUCCUUGAGGAAGGUCGGAGCAUGGAUAUCCUCCUGGCUCGUGACCGGAUGCUUGCUCAGGUGCAGGAGCUGAAGAACGUCCGAGGCUUCCUGCAGCCCCAAGAGGACGACAGGGUCAUGUUCACUCCUCCUGAUCAGGCAUUGUAUAUGGCCAUCAAGUCUAUGGGGUUUGUCAGCAGCGGGGCCUUCGCUCCUCUGACCAAAGCCACUGGAGAAGGUCUCAAGCGGGCACUGCAGGGCAAAGUGGCCUCUUUCACAGUGAUCGGCUAUGACCACGACGGGGAGACGCGUCUUUCUGGGGGAGACAUGAUCUCUGCCGUGGUCAUGGGGCCCGAUGGAAAUCUCUUUGGGGCAGAUAUUAGUGACCAGCAGAACGGAACCUAUAUCGUCAAUUACAGGCCGCAGAUGGAAGGGGAGCACCUGAUUUCGGUCAUGAUGUGCAACCAGCACAUAGAAAAUAGCCCGUUCAAAGUCACCGUCAAGUCAGGGCGCAGCUAUGUUGGCAUUGGGCUUCCGGGGCUCUGUUUUGCCAGCGAGGGGGAUAGCGAAGGCAAGCUGUGCCGCCCCUGGGGCGUUAGUGUAGAUAAGGAAGGCUACAUCAUCGUCGCCGACCGCAGCAACAACCGCAUCCAGGUCUUUAAGCCUUGCGGCGCCUUCCACCACAAGUUUGGCACCUUGGGCUCCAGGCCCGGCCAGUUUGACAGGCCUGCCGGCGUGGCCUCCGACUCCUCACGGCGGAUUGUCGUGGCCGACAAGGACAAUCAUCGCAUCCAGAUCUUCACCUUUGACGGCCAGUUCAUUCUGAAGUUCGGGGAGAAAGGAACCAAGAACGGGCAGUUCAAUUACCCGUGGGAUGUGGCGGUGAACUCCGAGGGCAAAAUCCUGGUGUCCGACACGAGGAACCAUCGGGUUCAGCUCUUUGGGCCUGACGGAGUGUUCCUGAACAAGUACGGUUUUGAAGGGGCACUCUGGAAGCACUUUGAUUCCCCGAGAGGAGUGACGUUCAAUCACGAAGGCCACCUGGUCGUGACGGAUUUCAACAAUCACCGUCUCCUGGUCAUACACCCCGACUGUCAGUCGGCCCGCUUCCUUGGCUCCGAAGGCACAAGCAACGGCCAGUUUCUGCGCCCGCAAGGUGUGGCCGUGGACCAGGAAGGCCGAAUCAUUGUGGCAGAUUCCAGGAACCACCGCGUGCAGAUAUUUGAGCCGAAUGGCAGCUUUUUAUGCAAAUUUGGCACUCAGGGAAGUGGCUUUGGUCAGAUGGACCGUCCUUCAGGUAUAACAGUCACCCCAGAUGGCAUGAUUGUUGUGGUUGACUUUGGAAACAAUCGCAUACUCGUCUUCUGAUCUGUCUUUAAUCUAUACUUACGAAGAAAACUGUCUCAGGGAAAAUCCUUUUAAGAAAACACACAAACACACACACACACACAAAUUGCAACGUUAGUUUCAAACCUACCUCAUCUUUAAUUUUUUUUAUAGAUGAAUGUACUUUUAUCUACCUCAUUAUAUUUGUGUUCCUUUUACCUCCACAGUAUACACAGUACAGCAUAAAAUUAAACUACUACUUCUCUCCCCACCAACCCCCCGGAUGUGGGGGCAUUCAUGGUUUCGUGCACGCUAGCUGGUUUGGGCAGCAAAUCCUGUAGACUCUGCCAAAAAGGCACACACUCUCAUCUUUAAAAAGAAGAAAGAAAAUCGGUAGUUUUUAGGUAUUUUUAAUUUUGUUGUUCUGACCAUACUGUGGGGAGUUGUUUUGUUUUAUGGCGGCGGUGAAGGGGUCCUGUUUUUAGAUGCUGCUGCAGCAGAGAACUUGUUCCUUGUUCUCGUUUAUUUUCUUUUUAAUACCUCAGUGCAUUUGACAUACUGUUCAGCGUUAAAAGAGUUGUCGUUUCCAAAAGGCUUUGGCCUUUUUUUUGCAAGUGGGAUGGGGUUCCCUGGGCCAGGGGGGGAAGCCCAGGUUCUUCUUCAUUGGUAUUCGCUGUUUUGCAUAUAUUAUUAUUUUUUUGUAAAAGAAAAAUGCAGUAACCCCACAACACAAAAGGAAGCUGCUUAGGAAAAUGCACAAGGCGUUAUGAAUAUGUUUAGCUUCUCUUUAUUUGGUGGCUUUGGACACAGGUCCAAAGAGGCAUGUGGUAAAUGUCCUCCCUGUAUGUUGAACCUCUGGAAGCAGCCUUCCUUUCCCUCCUCACUGCUGGGCAAGCUGCUCUCCAAACUUGGAAACGUUUAGAAGUUUUACCUCCAAGGCAGCAUGAGGAGGUGCUGCCUGGGUGUGCGGGUGAUUGUGGGGGGGGGGGGGGAAGCCUCGAGGGAAAGUGGCUUCUGUCAAAAUCUCUGGAUCGUAGCUUUGGUGCCACUUAUUCUCGAAAGGGGCGCGAGGACUUCCUUUUGACCGUGUGUUUCUCUCAUAGCCUUUCUCCCCCCCCCUCCCCAGUUCUUUAUAAAAAUAUAUAUUUUUGUCUGUGCGCUCUGUUUCUCUCUCUCUAGAUAGAGACAUAGCUCUCUGUUACAAUACACAUGGAAAGGCAAUGAGCUUGGGCCGAAUGUUGUGUUUUGAAGGCAUGCGCUGGAAGAAUUUACUUUUUAGAAACCAAGCCUAGUUCGUGCCUCUAGACAUUUAUAAUUGUUCAGAUAUAAGCAACGGAACUUUGGAGAUUCAGGGUGUUUCAGUCGCACCUGGGUGGAGGAAGAGAGACUGUAGUAACGAAAUCUGAGCUUUUCAUAAAGCUCCCCUUCUUGGAAAUUCAUCUUGCCAGGACUCCCAUGUAGCACCCUCUCUCAGGGACAAGAUAGUGUACAGAAAGAGAACCACCCUAAAACCUACCUCAUUUGUUCCAGCGCCAAAGAAUGCCAUGUGAAAUGGGGUGCAGUAUCUUAAACCAAAACUACGAGUUCCUUGAAAUUAAUCAGCCACAGAAUUUAGCACUGAGAGAGGUGAGAUUCUUAGACUUCUCCAAUAAGCUCCAGAUUUUAGGUUUAGUACCGAACCAUAGGAAUGCAAUUCCUCCAUGUUGUCCUGUUAAAUUUUCCAGUUCUCGCCUUAACACUGUACAUUCCUCUAUACAGAUAUUUGGGAGCAAGCCUCAUUGGCCACCAUGGGGCUUACUCUUGAGCAAGUGUGUGGUGGGAUUGUAGCUAUUCCCUUUGCUAAGGUUAUCUCAGGAGACAUAUCUGUCCUGUUUCGUUUGUGUCUCAACUAGAAUCCUAGUUGGAAAUCCAAAAUAUUAAUAAGGUGGAUGUUUCCAGCAUAGAGAUGAGACUUUGUAGUUUUUUUUAUAUCUAUCUUUCAUUAUUACUGAGGAAGAAAUAAGCUGUACUGAUGUCACAUGAAGGCUGAAAUGUGGUCCAGUUAAUGUAUACGAAUGCUCUACCAUAUGCCCAUUAUUGGCAAUUUUUUAAAAAAAAAUUCUAGGGAUUUCAGUACUAACAAAGAUGUUGUGAGUUGCACUUUGCGUAUUUUCUUAGAAACUAACUUUUAGAAACAGGAAGCUUGAGUUUUGUCUUUCCAUUGAACCGUAGCCCACAAAAUGCAGAAAACUUGCUUCCCUUCCCCCAGCAAAUUUGGAUGGUCCAGGAAAAAUAUAGAAUUGGUGAGUGUCUGAACUCUAAUGUUUCUAAUAGGUUUAAUCAGGUUAGUUCGAAACAUUGCCUUUCCUUUUAGCCAAUACCAGCAUCUCUGAAGAGAGUGCAUCAAAGCCUGUUAGGAUACUGGGUUGUUUUUCCAAAAAAGAGCUGCGAUAGUUUAAAGUGGGAAACUGUUCUCUACAGUCACUGAGAACCAUUGCAUCCUUGGCAGUGAAAUUCACUUUGGUUCUCAUUUCCUCCCCUCCUCGUUUGUAGUGGGCCUGAUGUUGUGACGUCUGAGGAUGUCCACACACUACAUAGCUGGUUAGUUGCAAAGCAUAGUUUAGUGGAGACGGGGGCAUGGACUAAGCAAUCUGUCAGUGGCACUGUAACCACAACUGUACAUUUUGUGCCACCUCUUCAAGAAUCCCUUGCAUCAUGCUUGGAAGGUUUUCUGCCCCCUCUGUGUACACCAAAAGACCAUGUUUUCAUCUGGAAAAGGGUAAUCUGUGUGCUUUUAAUAGAAGACUUGCCAUUUAACUGCUCAUCACAUUACGUCAGAAAUUGUUGUCUAAAUUGGAGGUGUGUUGGUUCCAUGCAGUGUCGCUGGAGAUUUCAAGCUUGAUUUCGUGCUUCACAUGAGGCUGGCGUAUGACGUUCAAAGGCAUUGCAGAUUAGAGCAUUUUACUUGGGACUCAAGUUGAGAAGUAAGGUUAGCCUGAUCUAGCUACCAAAGAUAACUGGUUAAAAAGCUUUAAUUUUAGAGUUGGCAGAAUCCCGUGUGUGUGUGUCUGUAAGGCAAGUGUUUGUCUUCCUUCUGUUGAUGUUACCCUAUUUGCUUUUGGAUGGGUUUCUCUUAAAAUAAGCUACUCUUUUGUUGAGUAAAAGUUCUCUGUGCUGUGCCAUCCCAUUUUGCUGUGUAAAACUGUUAGGUAGCGGAAUAGUGUUUUGAGCUUUGUGACUUUUGUAUGUUAUUUGCUGCACAAGCUUGGAGAAGCCAGAAAUCUCUUUACUUGUAGGAAAGAAAUGGUGUGUCGUUCUUCCAUAAAUACACUACUUCUACUGGUGGAUCGAGAUAUCCGCAGUUUGGCACAAAGAAAACCGGGGUGGGGUGGGGGGAGGCAUCUGAUAAACACGUUCAGCUUGCAUAUCUAAAUGUUUUAUUUUUAAAAUGCUGCUGUUUGGCUACCCUGAGUGACUCCUGUCAGUAACUGCAGUUGGUGUAGUGCUAAGCACAUGUUACCUCACCUAAAGUAUUAGUGUACUUCUGACAUAGGAGUGUUUAUAACGCUAUGAAGCUAAGUAGUGUAAUAAUACAGGAAACAUUUAAUGCCAACAUAAAAUGCCCCUUAGGGGUUUGGGUUUUUAUUGGGUAUAUAAGUGACAGGAUUUAAACUCCAUCUGUUUGCAUGUUCAUGGGCUUUAUACAGCAAUCCAGACACAGGACUCAAGUACAAAGCAGGGCUACCAAAAAGUGCGUAAGCUACAAGCUACAAACAUGUGCUUUGUAUAAGUCUUCUGAGCUAAUAAACCUGGUUUAGGCAAAAUAUGUUUUUUAAAUGCUUUCUAAAUUUUGUGCACUAAACACUUGAAUUUGAGCUGUUAUAAAUUGCAACUCCCCCCCCCGUCCCAUUUGAUGCAUUCUCCAUCAAAUUAUCGCUACGCUCCUGAUUAAGCUUUAUGAAUCAAAUCCUCUGCCAAAUAGUCUUUUUAGUUGAUGCUGAAAGCCCAGUAGGAAGUCAUGGUGCGGAGCAGCAGUACUUCAGGUGGCAAACUUUGGUACCCUUAAGUAUAACUUAUUUGGGGAAACCAUCAAAGGAAUACUAUAAGUGGAGGUUGCCAUGGAGACCUAAAAUAUAUUAAAAAUAUGUUCUCCCUAAACCUAAUGAGAUCUGGGAUCAAGGGGGACAUUUCCUUAUGGCAUUGCAAGAGAUUGGUGUGGCCUGUUUUAGUUAGUUAAGCCAAUAUUAAUUUAUUAAAGAGGAGAGGUCUGCUUGAUUUUAGCCAUAUCUCAAGAUUUCUUUUGAAGAUCAGGAGAUUCCUAUGUUUAGUUCUGAUUUAAAUUAAGAAGUGCCAAAGCAUUUUUUGUGUGGAGUUGUGUUUUGUGUGUGUGUGUGUGUGUGGUUUGUUUUUUACAUAAAUAUAUCCAAAGGUGCCAAAAGGUAAUAGGGUAUUAAAAAGUAAGAAAAGAUGAUGUUUAGACAUACACACAGUUUGGACUGUGUAAAAAGUUAACACUGGUACUUGCGUUAGACAAACACUGUUUUUGGUCCUUGAGUCCUCAGGAAACCAGCAGAACCCAGUUUGCUGUGGUACUAGAUGCCUAAAAAAGUAGAAUUUAAAGUUCUACCUCACUUUGAUGAAAGAAGCACAGUAUCUACCUCAAAUUUAGCACCAGAAUGUCAUAGAAGAAAAUGGUUUUCCACCACGAGGAGAAAAGGGAUUGACCACAAAUAGCAUUAAAACCGGGUGGUACAACCCCCCACCCCACCCCGAUGGCCACACUUAAAAGUUAUAAGAGACACUUUGGAAAUCUCAGGCAAAAAACUGAUAACCCUUCGCCAUUAACUGGUCUUUAUAAGUCACAAUCCCUCCCCAUCUUUCAGUAUUAAGACACAGUGGACUGGUCAGUAAAUUGGGUCUUGCGUAGUUCUUGUGAUUACUGGUCUCUUUGCUAGAGGGAAAAACCCUGUUUGCUGAUAUCUACCGUGAGUUUGUUAGAAAACAAUCUUGUGGAGACCUGAUACGCCUGCCAGGAAAACUCUCAUUAUCCGUUGAGAAUGUAUGAAAGGAAGUAAUAUUCUCCUACAUUUCAAAAUGAUUAUAUGUGACAGGACAGGAAUGAGAUUGUGGGUUAUUCUGUUAAUUUUUGGAACAGGACAUUUUGGCAGUGUUACGAUGCUCACACCAAAGGUAGCUUAGACUGGACUGUCUCUUCCAUUGUUUUCCAUAUUUAACAGCAAAGCUAGAAUAGAAGCACACGAUGGAUUGCUGUGAUUGUAUCUCCUAAAUCUUUGCCUCUUCCUCUGUCUUUCUUAUAAGUGGGAUUGGAGAAAUGAGACUUGGAUAAUGACUCCAGUGGGUACAGACCACCACUAGAGAUCAUGCUAUGUUGACCUUGGUAAGAUUGGGAUGGUGUUGGUUCUCUUCUCCCCCUCCCCCCUUCCCCAUCAUUGUUUAACCAGUAAUGGUUCUUCAGGAAGAAUUUUUUUUAAUAAAGAAAGCUUUGUUGUACCUGCAUGGUCUUAGACCUCUUCAAUGAUUGUAUCAACGUACAAACUCAGGUUGCCUUUUAAUUUUGUUUGUAGCUCCUUUGUCAAGAGAGCUUUGGUGACUGAAUGUUAAGUGUAUGUAGUAGAAUAGAUGGCGUUCUUUAAGCCGCCAAACUAGAAAAAUUCUUUUGUAGCGUUACAGAAUAUUUCUCAAGUCUAUGUAGAUUCUUUCCCAGGGAGAGCUUCUUGGUUUUAGUCUCUUCCCCUUAUGACAUUUUUUAAAAAUAGUUAAUGUGCGCAAGGUCACCCAAGCUUGUGGGGGGGUGACUCUUCUUACUGUAUGUGAUAUUUUCUUGUAUUGUGCCUCACCUGUUGUGCAUCUAUUUAGAUGGUGGUACAUUUCUAAACAGUUAAGGCACUGGUCCUUGAUAAAAAAAAUAUUAAAGAGCAUGUCCAGUUUUUUUUCUAUGCCUGAACACAAAGUGGGUGGUCUAAGACCAAAGAGAAUGGGGGGGGGGACACACCCACCCACCCUCUGCAGACUAAAUUUUUCCAUUGGCUAUAUAGUACAGCUUGAUCUUUGUGAAUCAAAGUUGCUCAAUCAAGAAAUUUAAUUUUAGGACAGUCCUAUGAUCCCUUUAAAAGGCACCCCAGGGUCCGUAGGAUAGAGAUUUCACUCUCAGCUCGAGAAGGAGGCCUUACCUUUGAAUUGCAAACCCUCCUGUUGUGGGUGCAAAAACCACUGGUGCCAUUACAUACUGUGGUUGGCUUUGGAUACAUGGGAUUCAACACCCCCCUCCCCGAAUGAGAGCAGGGAAGUACACCAGUCCUAGAGCCGGUUGCUUUUUAGUAAAUCUCUGCUGUCCACUUCCAGGUAAGCAGCCUAGCUAAAGUCCCACAAUACAAAUAUGGGCAUUGUGUAUAGCUUGAUUUGGUCGAGACCAUUUUUUCCUUCCUUCAGCUGAAGCCCUGUAUCUUUUUAAGAUUCGGUCAGCUGGUGUUCUGAACUCCAAAGUUGCAGAGCACAGCAGAACAGGUGAGGCACAAGCUUUGUUUAAACGGGCUAAAAAAAUAAAGUUAGAACUUGCGUGUUUUUAAUGGAGGCUUCUGAAUGUAUCUUUGUGGUCCAUGGAGAAGGCUGAAGGAUGUAGCAAGGGGACAAUGUAUCAGCUACUGGCAGCCUUAAAACAAAGUCAUUCUCUCUCUGGACUUUAAAAUGUUUCUAUGCAGUUUAUUUUAUUUUUGUUUAAUCAAAUAAAUGUGAGUUUCACUUCAA
This is a messenger RNA of Podarcis raffonei (Aeolian wall lizard), 9424 nucleotides long. It is a transcript of the gene TRIM71, whose product is annotated as tripartite motif containing 71. The transcript is spliced from 4 exons. Gene Ontology annotation, biological process: proteasome-mediated ubiquitin-dependent protein catabolic process; protein polyubiquitination. The record is from RefSeq and is a predicted model, not a curated record. Bases 8 to 2722 code for a protein of 904 amino acids. NCBI's taxonomy places the organism in Eukaryota, Metazoa, Chordata, Lepidosauria, Squamata, Lacertidae. Gene Ontology annotation, molecular function: zinc ion binding; ubiquitin protein ligase activity; protein binding.